GCCGAAUUUCUCGAUCCACUCAGCAUCAACACAAGAGAGCAGCAAGAUCCUUUUGAGAGGUCAAAUCAACGUCGUACUCAAACGAUCAAACCCAACAGCAAGCCUCUCAUACUACAAGACAAAAUGCCCAAGUCUUUCCACAAGGUCGUCUACCACCCCGAGCAUAACGCCAACGACCUCUUCCAGGUCAUCGUCAAUGGCGAAGAGUACAAGAAGUGGAAAGCUGGAGACACCACCAUUCCUCUUGCCGAUGUCGUAGACUCAUUCCAAAUUUUCCACACUGGACAAGGCGCUCAAGGAAUCAUGGGCAAGCCUAGCAAGCAAGACUUGGACAACUUUUUCGGUACGCACAACGAUACCGACGUCGUCUUGCAGAUCCUUCAAAAGGGCGACCUGCAAGCCGCCUCCGCCAAGGACGGCUUUUCCUCCACCAACGAUGGAAAGUCUGGCGCAUUCCAGGCGAGCGCUGGGGCUACUCAUGGAGGACGCUAAAGUGUAACAAGCCAGGCAAAGGUGAAACUUCAACAAAUGUGAUGGUCAAGUCAUUCAGUGCAUUGAGAGCGAGCCGAGUAGUAUGCAUGGGCGA
Ceraceosorus guamensis is the source of this 586-nucleotide messenger RNA. RefSeq names its product DUF1960-domain-containing protein. The coding region runs from base 124 to 492 and encodes 122 amino acids. The transcript has 6 exons. NCBI's taxonomy places the organism in Eukaryota, Fungi, Basidiomycota, Exobasidiomycetes, Ceraceosorales, Ceraceosoraceae. The record is from RefSeq and is a predicted model, not a curated record.